Molecule: messenger RNA, 939 nt
Organism: Danaus chrysippus (African queen)
Lineage: Eukaryota; Metazoa; Arthropoda; Insecta; Lepidoptera; Nymphalidae
Source: the annotation of a GenBank genome assembly
AUGGUUCCUACAAUUAUCGUUCAUGGAGGUGCAGGAGAUAUUCCUGAGAGUAGGGUAGAAGGAAAACUGAAAGGUGUAAAACUUGCAGCAGUUAUUGGACAGAGAAUAUUAUCUGAGGGAGGUAGUGCUCUAGAUGCUGUAGAGGCUGCUGUUGUUUCAAUGGAAAAUGAUGAAUAUUUUAAUGCAGGAUAUGGAUCCGUUUUAAAUGUAAACGGAGAAGUUGAAAUGGAGGCUAGUAUAAUGAGUGGAAAGGAUUUAAAUGUUGGUGCUGUAACUUUGAUUAAAGAUUUUCUACAUCCAAUAAGUAUAGCUCAUAAAGUUCUGACUGAUUCGCCACAUUCAUUACUGGGUGGCGAGGGGGCUAAAUUAUUUGCGCUUGAGAAGGGUUUUACAACUGUUCCUCCGGAAUCUUUAAUAAGUCAACAUGCCAGGGCUGCAUUAAAUUCUUUCUUGCAACAUGGGGAAUUUGGUAGGACUGAAAUUGGAAUGGAUACUAAAAGUGAUGUAGGGACUGUAGGUGCAGUGGCCCUUGAUAGUAACGGUCAUAUAGCGGUAGCAACAAGUACUGGAGGCAUGAGUGGUAAGGCUGUUGGUAGAAUUGGUGAUACACCACAAAUAGGAAGUGGUACAUACGCUGAUGAUUAUGUAGGGGGAGUCUCUACAACAGGUCAUGGUGAAACCAUACUGAAAUACUGUUUGGCCCACAGCAUUAUAAAGCUUAUGGAAAAUGGUAAAGAUGCGAGUGCUGCUACUAAAAUGGCAGUGGAAGGAAUGACCAAAAGACUGAAUAACACCGCAGGAGCGAUAACUUUGUCCAAAAAUGGCGACGUUGGUAUACAUUUUAGUUCACAACGAUUGGCCUGGGCGUACAUAAAAUCAAAUAAAUUAUUUUACGGUAUUAACCAUGAUGAAGUUUUUGAGGACGAUGUUUCUCUAUAA